AAGCGGGAGGCGCGAGGCGCUUUUCCUCUGGUGGGGUGUGAGGGCGCGCAUGCGCCAGGAGCGAGGGGGAGCGUCGGACGGUUGUCGACCGAAUGCCUCUGCGCGUGCGCGCCGGGAUCUGACGCGCGCGGGGAGGAGCACUGCGGCUGCGCGCGCGGAGGCUGCCGGGACUGUGCUCGGGCGCGCGUCCGCACGGCGCACGCGUAGGAGGAGCCCGCGAGGGGCGGAGCGGAGCGCUGACUGAGGCGAGCGCCGCGCGGAACCGAGCGCUGCACCGCGGCGGCCGGGCCCGCACCCCGCUCGCCCGGCCAGGCAUGAUCGAGAUGGCCACGGACAAGGAGACGUUCCUCGUCCCGGCGCCGCCGCCCCCGCUGCUCAAGCCCCCAGCCAGGGGCGGGGCCGCCCCGGCGGAGGACGCGACACCCGAGGGCCGCGGGGACGAGACGCUCGCGCCGCAGGGGGGGCCGCAUCUGUCGCCGGCGGCGGAGGAGGACGCGGCGGCCCGGCAGCCGCACCCUCCGCCGGGCGGACAGCGCCGGGAAGGCGCGCCCGGCCCGUUGCCCGAGGAGGAGCCGGCCGCGGCGGAGCAGCUCCAGCGGCCCCGCAAUGGCUUCCAGGCGCCCCCGCGGGCCCCUGGCGGCGGGGGCAAGCGGCGCAACAGCUGCCACGUCGGGGGCGGCGGCGGCGGCGGCAGCAGCUUCAAGCACCCCGCCUUCAAGCGGCGCCGCCGGGUCAACUCGGAGUGCGACCCGGUGCUCCCCUCGGAGUUCCUGCUGGGGGGCAACAUCUUCGACCCGCUCAACCUCAACAGCCUCCUGGACGAGGAGGUCAACCAGGCGCUCAACGCCGAGACCCCCAAGUCGUCACCGCUGCCUGCCAAGGGCCGGGACCCCGUGGAGAUCCUCAUCCCCAAGGACAUCACCGAUCCCCUGAGCCUCAACAACGCCCAGGAGGACCCGCCGGUGCUGGCCUCCCCCAUCAAAGCCGGGCGCAAGCGGCACCGCCACCGGGGCGGCCAGCGUGCCCUGGGGAGCUCAGACGGGGGUGGCAAGCCCUCCGCCACCACAGCCUCCUGCCGGUCGUGCCAGAAGGCCUGCAAUGGGGCCACCCCGCAGCCCUACGAACUCAACACUGCCAUCAACUGCAGGGACGAGGUGGUCUCCCCACUGCUGCUGGAGGGCGGAGAGCCGCCGCCAGCCCAGCAGGCCUCGAGGAGCCUCACCCCGUCUUGCCCAUCCACAGCCUCUUCAGCAAGUGCCGGGAGCCGCCACCACCACCACCGCAAGAGGCGCAGGACUUGUAGCAAGUCGGAAGGGGCCGUGGGCCGGCAGCAGGGAGCCAGGCACCCCUCCGGCGAGCCGCCCGGCCGAAGCAGCCCCGAGCAGGGGCAGAGCGUGCCCCGGGGCCGCCACCCCCAGGCCUCGUCCGCACAGCCGCCGCAGCCUCGCCGGCAGCUGCAACACAAAUUCCAGUACGGCAAUUACUGCAAGUACUACGGCUACCGCAACCCAAGCUGUGAGGAUGCCCGGCUGCGGGUGAUGAAGCCGGAGUGGUUCCGAGGCCGAGAGGUGCUGGACGUUGGCUGCAAUGUGGGCCAUCUGACCUUGAGUGUGGCCAAGAAGUGGGGCCCUGCCAGAAUGGUGGGGGUGGACAUUGACGGGGCCCUUAUCCAUUCGGCCCGCCAGAACAUCCGGCACUACCUUUCUGAGGAAGAGGUGCUUCAGCCCCAGGACAGUCACGGCAAUGGGGAGGGGGGCGCCCCAGCCAGGAAGACCUUCCCUGCCUCUCUCACGGCCAGCCGGGGCCCAAUUGCUGCGCCGAGGGUGCCUCAAGAAGGGGCGGAUGCGACGGUCUUCCCUAACAACGUGAUCUUUGUCAAGGGCAACUACGUCCUGGACCGGGACGAGCUGCUGGAGGCCCAGAAGCCAGAGUACGACGUGAUCCUCUGCCUCAGCGUCACCAAAUGGGUGCAGCUCAACUGGGGCGAUGAGGGGCUGAAGCGCCUCUUCAAGCGCCUCUACCGCCACCUCCGGCCAGGCGGGAUCCUCCUCCUGGAGCCCCAGGCCUGGUCCUCCUACAAGAAGAGGAAGAAUCUGACGGAAACGAUAUGCAGGCAUUACCACCGGAUUAAGCUGAAACCUGACCAGUUUCCUUCGUACCUGACCUCCUCUGAAGUGGGUUUCUCCAGCUACGAGUUGGUGGCCAUGCCCAGAAACACAUCGAAAGGGUUCCAGCGCCCCAUCUAUCUCUUCCACAAGGCCCACCACGGAGUGCGCUGAGGAGCGCCAGCCCCAGGCCGCCCCCUUCGCUUUUCUGGGUCUGCCACGGCUGCGUCUUGGGGGAGGCGGCCGGGCCAGCCCCCACCGAUGAAUGUGGAGUCUUCUGAAGGCAGAGGGCGAGCGAGGUACAAAUUGGCCCACCGUGGAUUUUUUUUGAGCCCAAUGGAGCUGGCCCCAGAAGCACCUUCCACCGGCUUCAGCAGAGGGCCCUGAGGCAACACACCUGGGACUCUCUUGCAGCACAACCGGGCACCUGAUGGGAUGGGGAAAAUGCGGCACUGUCUGGAGGCGGGGUGGGGGGUGCUCAGGAAAAGGCAAAGCGGCUCUGCCUGGGAUUGGGCCUCCUGUUGGCAGGCAAACAGCGAAGUGAGAAGAGUUUACCUCCCUCGAAAGGGGCCCCACCAGGCUGCCCCCCUCCCAGCCAAUUGGCCUCCCCUGAAAUUUAUGCUGGGGGGGUGGACAAUGGUGUCUCUCCCCCCCCCCAAUAGCUUUGGGAGUGUGGACAUGGCAAACUGAUGCAACUUUAGGGCCUCUCGUUCUUUGCCCGGUCCCUAACUUGACUGCAUAACCAUCUCAUCUCUGGAAGGGUUGUGCUUCAUUGAGCCUGUAGUGGGGGUGGCGGGGGGGGGGAGAGCCCCCCGUUUGGAGAAAGAGACAGUGCCGUCUUGAGAACUUCAAGCAAGUUUGGAGGGCUCAGCUGAUCUCUGUGAGGUCCCACAAAGCCCUCUGCCCAAAUAAACUUCCUUGUGUGUGACUGGAGUAACAACAUGGAACCCACCGCUUGCUGGCUGUGACCUCAGAUGAAGAUGCCCCCCCCUUCCAGUCCUGAGCUGUCUGCCUUUUGGAGGGCCAGAGACCCCCCCCAACUGUAGUAGUAAGGUGAUCUUGUUUGAACGGAGUUUUAUCUUUUAAAAAAAAGUUGAUUAUAUAUAUAAAUAAAGCCUACAGAUUAUUACCA
Molecule: messenger RNA, 3237 nt
Organism: Candoia aspera
Lineage: Eukaryota; Metazoa; Chordata; Lepidosauria; Squamata; Candoiidae
Gene: MEPCE
Product: methylphosphate capping enzyme
Exons: 4
Coding region: 315-2279 (654 amino acids)
Biological process (GO): snRNA modification
Molecular function (GO): O-methyltransferase activity; snRNA binding; RNA methyltransferase activity
Source: RefSeq, a predicted model, not a curated record